Brassica napus (rape) is the source of this 1867-nucleotide messenger RNA. RefSeq names its product MATH domain and coiled-coil domain-containing protein At2g42470-like. The transcript has a single exon. The record is from RefSeq and is a predicted model, not a curated record. The coding region runs from base 858 to 1310 and encodes 150 amino acids. NCBI's taxonomy places the organism in Eukaryota, Viridiplantae, Streptophyta, Magnoliopsida, Brassicales, Brassicaceae.
UAGCUAUGAUGAAGCAAGACUUAGAAAAAAAACUUCUGAGAAUUGACUGUGGGGAGCAUAUCAAUUCAAAAAGAGAAAAUUAGAGGAAGCGAGUUCUUCUAGUUCUACAGUUUUGAUGAAGCACUUGCAUAGACAUGAGAAAGAAGUGAUUAAUGGCUUCAUCGUUGAUCCUUCACAGACGACUCUAGCCAAGUGGAUUUUUACGCAUUAUCCGGAAACUGCAGUGCAUGUUCAGUCGCAAGACCUAGCGCUUAGGACGAAAGACAUGAACGUUCUCCUUGAUAUCUUCGAGACACUUUCCUACAAGAAGUCGUGUGAUAUAUCUGAGGCUCAGCUACGCCAUGUUUCAGAUAAUUUGUCUUAUUUGAAACGCGCAGGUUUUAAGGUGGAAUGGUUAAGGGCAAAGUUUGAUGAUGUUUCUUUGAAUGCUUGUGAAGCAAGGAUUGUAAAACUCAAGGAAGAGGUCAAAAAACAGGAGCAGAUGGUUUCCUAUCUCAAAGAUAUGCUGAAAUACGAAGAGGCCAAGUUGAAGAAGCUAUAGUUAUUUAGUUUCUCAUUAUUUCUUGUUGCAAUCUCCUAUAUGCAAUUUCGAUUUAGAUUCUUGUUUUAAUUUUUUGGUUAGUUAGAAUUAUCUUGUUUUUUUUUAAUUUCUAAAUUUAUUUUUAAAAAUCAAUAUAAUUCACUAAUUUGAUUCCGAAUUUAUCUUGAAUUUGCAAACUAAUUUAAAUUUAUUUUCCUACCUAUAUAUGCGUAAACAUUAAUAUAUAACAAAGAGAAUAUUUGGUUACAUAGCUAUCUUGAAGCAACGAGUAGUGUAAAACUUUUCCUGACCAUUUUACCAAUCGAUUUCUCAAGUGAUGGGCAACCAAUUACAGAGACAAAGAAAGGUAACUGCACAUGGCUUCAUCAUUGCUUCUUCGAAGGUGAAGUUAGCAAACUGGAUUUUUCAGACAUACCCAAAUACUUCAGCUAAUGUUAAAUUGCAAGACGAUGUGCUCAGGACAAGAUACAUGAACCUUCUAUUCAGCGUCAUCAAGAGACUUUACCACAAACCUCUGAGUGAUCUCACAGAAGAUGAAUUGAGCAAAGCUUCCCAGGAGUUGUCUGAUGUGACACAAGCUGGUUUUAAUGUGGAAUGGUUGGCUUCAAAGCUUGAGAAGGUGACCUUGGAGAAGAAGACUUCUGAAGAUCGGAUUCGGGAACUGGAAGAAGAGCUCGAAAAACUUAAGCUAACCAUGUCAGAGGAGAAGGUCAAGUUGAAGAAGCAACCAUCUUGGAUCACCAAGACAGAGAUACCUAUUUCUCCUUAAGUUAAUUUUAAUUUGUUUGAUUUUUUAGUUUUUUUCAUAUCUAUUUUUCAUGUUUCUUUUCUCAAAUAUAUCCCUAGAUUUUAUUUGAAUCUAUCCAAACCCUAUUAAUAGUGUAAGAUGAUAUGAUAUAUAUAUCUAAAUCCUACCUUGCCAGACACGGUUUAAUUAGGGUCUCUUGGGUUUCUUCAUGGAUGGCUUGAAAUUUACUGGAUUUUAAUUUAAGAUGAAGUGGACCACUAAUAGGUUAAUGUGCUAAGUGUGAUGUAGAUUGCUAAAGAAAUUGUCCAAAGACACAUGAACAGAAACAGAUAGAAGUGGAGUUUGAUUUAUUCUUCACACACAUAUUAGUAUUGAAUCAUAUGAGGAACUCACAUGAAUGAAUGGUGCAUUUCACAGGAUUACAAGACUAAACACACAUUCAACACAAACAGAAAGAAAUUAAAGACACUAAACCAAACCUAACCGGAAACAAAUGAAACAAGGCUAGACAUAGGCAAAAGCCCGGCAAAAGAGAGAGUAAGAUAGUAUAGUAACAAUGAUAAUAAUCUGCUGAUUCC